This is a messenger RNA of Scleropages formosus (Asian bonytongue), 1041 nucleotides long. It is a transcript of the gene manbal, whose product is annotated as mannosidase beta like. Gene Ontology annotation, cellular component: membrane. The transcript is spliced from 3 exons. The record is from RefSeq and is a predicted model, not a curated record. NCBI's taxonomy places the organism in Eukaryota, Metazoa, Chordata, Actinopteri, Osteoglossiformes, Osteoglossidae. The coding region runs from base 101 to 361 and encodes 86 amino acids.
AACAAUGCCAACCGGAAGUUGGGCUGUGAUGCAAUAUCCUGUCUGAACCCGUAGUGUCUUCUGCAGAAGGGCUGGAGUGGAAUACAGAAGUAUAGUCAUCAUGUCUGGAGAACUGGACCUUUCACCCCCCGAGGUUCCAGAACCCACCCUCCUGGAAAAUCUCUUACGUUACGGUCUCUUCCUGGGAGCCAUAUUCCAACUUGUGUGCAUCCUUGCGGUAAUAUUACCAUCCUCCAAGGCCCAUGACCAGGAGGAAGCAGAACCUGGUGAGACACAUGGCACAGAGCAGAUGAGAAAACCCAAAGGAUCCGUUUCUCAGGUCCGGCAGAAGCCAAAGAAAGAAAGCAAAAAGAAAAGAUAACUUGUGAAUGAGCUUGGGAAAAUAUGGAGUAAUGGGGUUGACAGCACAGAGAGGAUUUUGAAUUCAUAGUCCAUCUGAAUGAAACAAACAAACUAAUCCUCUUACAUUCCAUCAGCUGAAAACCUUCCAGUGAUGAUACACAAGCCAGUGUUGUUCUCUGGAUUUCCCAUCCACCAGGGAAAAAAAAAACAACUAAGGCUUCUUUUAAUACUGUAUUUAAGCUUCCAGACAUUUUAUAAGUUUUUCAAAUUAAAUUUCAUAAACUGGUCUUCAGUUAGAAAGUUCUGUUGUGUAGUAUAUGGCAGUAUUUCAGACACUGAUUCCUGAAAACCAAAAGUAGCAUUUCAUUUUCCAACAACCUUAAAUGUUAAAUGAAAACUGAAAAUUUGUGGAUGGAAGUCAUUAUCUCUUUAAACACGUGCACAUUCAGCUUUAUACGGUUAUUCUAACUCUUCUGUCUGCAUUCAUGUAAACAAUGCGCAUGUUUACUUGAGUAAAGGAACAAAUUGAAGAGAUCCAUUUUAACACUAAUUCUAUCUUGAUUUAUUUUUACAUUCUGCUUUGCUUUAUUACCUAGUCAAAUUACAUACUGUACAUUUUGAUGGUGUUUAAUUGUGUGGAUUGCUGGAUUGUUUGUUAUAUUUUGAAUCAGCUUUACAAUAAGAUUAUGUUGAAAACAA